Penicillium olsonii is the source of this 657-nucleotide messenger RNA. The record is from the annotation of a GenBank genome assembly. NCBI's taxonomy places the organism in Eukaryota, Fungi, Ascomycota, Eurotiomycetes, Eurotiales, Aspergillaceae.
AUGUCUCAUCAUCACCACGAUCAUAGUGGCGGUUGCCACGGCGAAGACCAUGAUCAUUCGAACGACAUCACUCCCGCCAUCCAAUCUCUUCUCUACUCCCAGAUUGAUUUCGGGAAGAUCGUCACUUUGAAUGAAACUACACCCAAGGCCGGCGCGGCCAUUGUGCAAAAGACCUGGGCGGAACGACUGAACGACGAACCUGAGCUCGAAAGCGACGCAGACGAGCAAUUACUCAUGACUAUUCCCGGACAAGCAAACAUCCACUCCUUGCUCCUCUACACCGCCCCCACAAUCUCCGCCCCGAAGACCGUAAAGCUGUUCAAGAACCGCGACGACUUGGACUUUUCCACGGCGUCGGAGUUACACCCCACACAGACAAUCGAGGUUCCGCAGCCAGUACCUGGCGCGGACGUCUUCGAACUCCCGCUCAACCGCGCGCAUUGGAACGCCACUACCUCGGUCACGUUGUUCUUUGAGGACAACUGGAGUGAUGGCGAAGAAGACGUUACCAAGGUUGGAUAUGUGGGUUUCAAGGGGCAGUUUAUGAAGUUGACGCGCGAGCCGGUCAACUUCCUCUACGAGGCUGCUGCGAACCCACAGGACCACGUUUCCAUCCCUGGAGUUGGUGGAAUUGGAAGUGUUUUGCCCGGACAGUAG